Molecule: messenger RNA, 4789 nt
Organism: Thunnus maccoyii (southern bluefin tuna)
Lineage: Eukaryota; Metazoa; Chordata; Actinopteri; Scombriformes; Scombridae
Gene: bmper
Product: BMP binding endothelial regulator
Exons: 16
Coding region: 1104-3176 (690 amino acids)
Molecular function (GO): protein binding
Source: RefSeq, a predicted model, not a curated record
CACACACGCACGCGGAGCUUUAUAGUUCACAAAGGUACAGGCAGACAGGAGCAGAGAAGAGCAGAGACACUGUGAUGAUUAAAAAACUUAAAAUAACAAGUGGAGGUCUGGAGGAGGAAGAGGAGGAGGAGGAGGAGGAGGAGGAGGGCCUGAAGAAGUCUGCAGGAGAUCUGCCGGAGGAGAGGACCGGAGAGGGUCUGGAAGGAGGUUUUGGAAAAGGUCUGGAGGCAGGAGGAGGUCCCGGGUUUAACAGAGGAGGCAGGACUUUCUGGCUCCGUGGUGCGCUCCGACACCAGAGGUCCGCUUUAAUACCAGAGGAGGAGGAGGAGAGGAAGGUCGGCUCUUUACACUGCUCAAAGAGAGAGAGAGAGAGUUAGAGGGUUAGAGAGAGAGAGAGAGAGAGUGCAGUCCACUCCUCCUGGACAGUCUGCAUCGAGCAUCCAUGUGCCAAACGGACUUUUGGAUUCGGGAGCGCAGAUUGAGAAGAGCCUUCUCCCUGGAAAAAAAAACUUCACUGACUGACUUGUCGACAGGAAGUCAGAUCCGUUUUAAAUCUCUCCAGCUGUUAUAAAUCAGCUGUGUAUUUUUAUCUGCGCUCAGAUCACCUCAGGCACUUUUGGUUUUGGACUCUUCUGACUGUCCUCCGCUCCUCUCAGGAUCCUCACAACACGCGCGCGGGGAUUUUCAUUCAGAUUUUCUUUCUAAAUGUUUUAUUUUUAUUUUUAUUUUUUUUUUAAAUUCCUCUACGGACUCUUGUUUUCUGCUCACGCGACAUGAGCAGCCCCGCUGUCUCCUGUCCGUCGGCGCGUCUUUGUCAUUUUAAUGUCGCUGUAAUCUCCGCGCGUCUCACUGAUUGUCGCUUUGCAUUUCAGCGCAAACGAACAAACUGAGGACGUCUUCUUCUUCUUCUUCUUCUUCUUCUUUUUUUUUUUAAAAAAUCUCCGGGCUGGAAUAAAGAGCAGAAAGUAGCAGGAGCAACGCUGAACGUGGAUCUCUUUCACUUUAUCUUCGUUUUUCCUUUGGAUUGAUUUUUUAUUUAUUGGUUCUGACGUUUUUCACCAAAACUCUUUGAUAUCUUCUCCCCACCGGGAGCGAAGUCGAGGAUGUUGCUCUGCUGCUUGAACCCUCCCUCCUGGUCCACCUGUAGGCUUCUCUUCUGCUUUUUGUUGCUGCUCCAAACGCCCCGGUCCUCCUCUCCGCUAAUUACAGGCACAGAGGCCAGCUGUGAGAAUGAAGGAGAGGUCCUCCACAUCCCCAACAUCACCGACAACCCCUGCAUCACCUGCGUCUGUCUGGAGGGGAAGGCAGACUGUAAACAGGAGAAAUGUCCGCUGGUGUCUGAAGACUGUGCUCUGGUGGUGAAACAGACGGGAGCCUGCUGCGAGAGGUGUAAAGGUUGCAUGUUGGAUGGACGCUCCUAUAACAGCUCAGUAUCCUGGACCAGCUCCACCAAACCCUGCAUAACCAGACGCUGUCAGGAAGGUGUCAUCACUGAAGCAGAAGUGCAGUGUGUCGUCCACUGCAAGAACCCCAAAAUCCAUCCCAAGAAGUGCUGCCCCACCUGCCCCAGUUGUAUCUUUGAGGGUCGUCUGUACAAAGAGAAGGAAGAGUUCAGUCCAGAAGGCAAACCCUGCAUCAAGUGUACUUGCACUGGAGGACGGACUCUCUGCAUGAGGGAGGUGUGUCCUGUCCUGUCCUGCCCGGCCCACCUCAGCCACACCCCUGCAGGACAGUGCUGCCCCAGAUGUCUCGGUCAGAGGAAGGUGUUCGAUCUGUCUUUGGGAAGCUGUUUGUUCCACAGCGAGGUCUACGAGAACGGCACUUGCUUUUUACACGACAACUGCACCACCUGCACCUGCAAGGAUUCCACGGUGGUGUGCAAAAAGCGGUGCUCGCGGCCGGGGAGUUGCCAGGGUAACCAGUGCUGUGAUGAGUGCCUGUCCUAUGUGAAGGUGGAGGAGGUGAAGUACUGCAGAGUCCGGAACAAGAUCUACAGGGAAGGCGACAUGUGGUCGUCCGUUAACUGCACGCUCUGUGCCUGCGUUAAAGGAAGCGUCGAGUGCCGGCCCAAACAGUGUGUACCAAUCACCAGCUGCCCCUCGAAUAAGAUCCUGAACAGGACCGGCUGCUGUCCGGUUUGCACUGAAAAGCCCGGUGUAUGUACGGUCUUUGGAGACCCUCAUUACAACACGUUCGACGGCAGGACCUUUAACUUUCAGGGAACCUGUCAGUACGUGCUGACUCGUGAAUGUGCUGGCGUUCCCUCAGCAGGGCCGGGAAAUACCGUCAACAUCAACAGCCCCGACUCGAGCUUCACGGUGUUGGUGAAAAACGACGCCCGGCGGACUCGCUCCUUCUCCUGGACUCAGUCUGUUGAGGUGAGGCUGUCGGGUUUGGUCCUCAGUCUCCACCAGCACCUGACGGUCCGGAGGAACGGCACCCGCAUCGCCCUCCCCUACCACGGCCCCGGGGUGCACAUCGACCUGGACGGAUACCUGCUCAAACUCACCACCAUCGCAGGUCUGGAGAUCACGUGGGACGGUGACAGUUUCGUGGAGGUCGUGGCCGCUCCCCACCUGCGCGGACGCCUCUGCGGCCUUUGCGGCAACUACAACGGCCACAAGCGCGACGACACCAUGGGAGGCGACGGCCAGUUCAAGUUCGACGUGGACGAGUUCGCCGAGUCGUGGCGAGUCGAGGGCAACGAGGUUUGCGCCCAGCAGCCUCCGCCUCGCCGGCCGACGUCCUUCCUGUGCCCCGGCAGCGUCAAAGUCAAGUUCAGGGCUCACCGGGAGUGUCAGAAGAUUAAGUCGUGGGAGUUUCAGAAGUGCCACCGUGUGGUUGACUUCGCCCCUUUCUACCGGUCGUGUGUGACGGAUAUGUGUGAGUGUCCGGUCCAUAAGAACUGCUACUGCGAGUCCUUCAUCGCCUACAGCCGCGCCUGCGAGAGGGAAGGAGUACCCGUCCUCUGGAGGCCCGACACUGCUUGUAUGGCCACCCAGUGUAAACACGGCGCCGUGUACGACACCUGCGGACCGGGCUGCACCAAAACCUGCGACAACUGGAACGAGAUCGGACCGUGCCACAAGCCCUGCGUGGCCGGCUGCCACUGCCCCGCCAACCUGGUGCUGUUCCAGGGACGCUGCAUCAAACCCAUAGCCUGCCCUGGACGGUGACCCUUGUGACCCGGGUGGGAGGGGGGAUUAGGUUAGGGAAGGUCAUUCAGUAUCAAGACUUUGGGGGGGCCAAACUAGCCGAGAAGAGUUUUUUUUGGGAGGACACCUAAAGGCUACUCGAGUCGACAGAUCAGAUGCAACAAGGUACUCAGGGUCCAUAUCGUCGUAAGGAAGCGUGUCGCAGUGAGAACAGUGAUGGACUGAAGGGAAACUUAGUGGAUGCUCACCACCACAUUCAGCUUCUUGUGCCUCUUGUAAUACCAUGUGCUGUCAUACCAGUCACCACCACAAGGGGGGGGCGCUAAUAUCAGUCUCAAAGAGGUAGAACUUCACUCCUAAGAGAAAACUCAGGGGCUCUAUUUGGAGAUUUUUUUUUUUUGGAUCUCCAGCAGCUGAGGAACAUUUGAGCACGCUGUCAUGGACCCUCAGGAAACAGGAAUUUUUAGGGCCAGUGGACUCCCGUUUGAGCCAAAAUGGCGCCCGAAUUUCUCUCACAAACACUCUGAAGUGAGCGUCUGCAUCUGGAAAUGGGGGAGAUUUCAAAGUGGAGAAACUCUCUGAUGCAUGAUAUCGAACUGCCCCUUGUAAUCUCUAUUCCAUCAUUUCAUACUGUAAGCUAGCAGAUUUAUAUGAAAAGACAGACAGCUUUUAUAUUAUUAUUAUUAUUAUUAUUAUUAUUAUUGUUCUAAUUAUUAUUAUUUGUUGUUGAUAUUGUUAAUUUAUAUAUCGGUCAAAUGACAUGUCGUAGCAAGAGCCAGAAUCAUGAACAUAAUUGCGUUAUAAAUGAUUUAAAGGGAAAAAAAAGCUAUUUAUGUAUUUGUUGUGUACUUUUGUGUUACUGUUUGAAGAGAAAUGCCCAAAUGUGACUCAGUCGUUGCACCAUCGCAGGGAAAAAGUACUGUAUUGUGUUCUGCUCCGUGUACAGGUUGUUGUGGUUAGUAUCAAACUGAAGGUGUUCAUCUUAAGCAUAUGUUUCACUUGACAAUAAUUAUUUAAAGACCAGCAAUAUAAUCUUUUAUCGAAGUCCCAUUUUUGACGUCUGUCUUUACUUUUGAAAGUGUUCGUUAAUGGCAGCAGAAGCUUUUGGUCAGAAGCAGCGGUUUCCAACUUGGACAUGAUUGUCCAGCUAGAAAAAAAAACAAACUAAAUCAUAAAAAAUAAAUUAUUCUUAUUUUUGGUCUUUUUCCUCUAAUUGCCUUCAGAUUUAUAAACUUGCAACCAUGAUGAAGGGUUGCAAAUAAAAACCACUGCUGUAAAGGUUGAACAUUCGGCAGCCAAAGUUGAAAAAAUGUUAUAAAGCCGGAUUCAUAGUUGAUGAAAGAGGUUAACGAAAGUCCAGUUUUGAUUAUAAUUCAUGGUUGGAUUUUACCAGUGUGAAGCAUCACUGCAACACUAACCGUAUCAUGCUUUAAUUAUAUUCACCACAGUUAUGUGUUUAUAUUAUUUCAUUCAUUUUAUGAUACACAGCAACAGUUGGAAGGCUUGUCUUUAUAGCAGCGAUUUUUUUUUGAUUAAUUGAUUAAUUGUUUGGUCAUAAAAUACUAGAAAACUGAAAAAAUGUCAUCCACAGUUUCCUAAAGCUCAAUUAAUGUCAUCAAAUUGCCUCUUUUGUU